This is a messenger RNA of Aspergillus puulaauensis, 909 nucleotides long. RefSeq lists its product as uncharacterized. The record is from RefSeq and is a predicted model, not a curated record. The transcript has 2 exons. Lineage: Eukaryota; Fungi; Ascomycota; Eurotiomycetes; Eurotiales; Aspergillaceae. The coding region runs from base 1 to 909 and encodes 302 amino acids.
AUGCCGCAUGUCAUUGUCGUGGGCGCUGGUUUCUACGGGCUCAUUGCCGCAAAAACGUACCUGCAGGUCGCGGGUGGAUAUAAAAAGAUCGAAAAGCCAGACCAGGAACAUCAAGAGGAUGAUCUCUUGAUUCUUGACUCUGCGUCUGAUAUUGGAGGGACUUGGUCGCGCGACAGGCUGUACCCUAACCUCCUGAGCCAGAACUCUUACGGUAACUACGAGUUCAGCGAUCUACCUCUGAACACGGCCAUUCCAGAUAAUUCUAAACAAGAAGGUUAUUCCAAUUUUAUUCCUGGAUGGAAGAUCAAUCGGUAUCUGCAUGUCUGGACUGAGAAGUGGGAUCUGAGGCGGCGGAUUCGGUUGAAUUGGAAGGUUACUCGUGUUUCUCGGCUGCCCACGAAGGAAUGGGCAUUGGACAUUGUCGACCUGACAGAGUCAUCAUCUACGCCAUUUACUGUUACGUGUGACAAACUUAUCCUUGCUACUGGAGUUACCUCUGAGCCCAAUGUCCCCGACAUCGCGCAUACCGGAGACCGCCCUGUCCCCGCCGUUCACGCCAGAGACGUUGGGAAAUAUUGUCGCGAAAACUUCGGCUACCAACCAAUCCCAGAAGUGAAAGAAGAUCUCAAGAAAGAAACGCAGUCGCCAUCGUUCCCUAAAUCAGUCGCUGUGUACGGGGGUGCCAAAUCAGCCUUUGAUCUUGUUCAUCUUUUCGCCUCCCUCCACCGCAACAACUCAUCAUUUAAUAUCGAGACACGUCCUAACGAGCCAAUUCAGGUGCACUGGAUCAUCCGUGACGAUGGACACGGUCCAGCAUGGAUGGUCCGACCUACCACUCAAUUAGGAAAGACGCAGGUUCCAAGUGACCAGGCUGGUUGUACCAGGAUGGUGGCGGUGUUGAGUCCUUGA